GGUGGAUUUUGGAAUUCAAUUUAGAGGAAAAAUUGCGAAUUGGGGGCGAUGGAGAAGGAUCUUCUGGAGUUGUUCGACGCCGUGAAGAAAUCGGCUGACGCCGCCACAUCUUGCGACGGAGGAGCCGAGGAAAGCGAAUGCCUUGAGGCCUUCGAGCAGCUCAAUAAUUUUCCCGUCACUCAUCAAAUCCUCGUCUCAACCCAAGUUGGAAAGCGUCUUCGACAUCUCACAAAACAUCCUAGAAAGAAAAUACAGUCGGUUGCUUCAGGUCUGUUGGAGAAAUGGAAAGAGAUUGUUAUGAGCGAGGUAGGGAAAAAUGUAAAAAAUGGAAACUUGGAAAGAAUAGACUCUCUAAAACGUGAUUCUCCACGUGCCGACAGCCCCAGGCCUGAGAAGGUUCAGAAGACAUCUGCUGUGAACGUUGAGAAGGUUUCCAAGGCUGAACCUGUUGAGGUUAAGAAGGUUGAUCGUGAUGCCAAACCAAGCUCUGAGAAAGCUUAUAGUUCCGGAACUAUCAAAACAGAAAGAAAGGUUCAAAAUGUUAAUCCUGUCAAGACUGAGAAAGCUGCUUCAGUGGAGAGUGUGAAGGUUGAAAAGGUAGUGAAGGACGUGAAGAAACCAGCACUGAACUCUUCUGAUCCCCCAAAGUUAACCUCUAUGAUUAAGUGUAAUGAUACAGCUCGGGACAAAGUGAGGGUACUGCUGCAUGAGGCUUUGUCCAAGGUUUCUGAGGAGGGUGAUGAAAGGUUUGUGGAUGAGGUGAAUGCAGCUGAUCCUAUUCGAGUUGCUGUCACCGUGGAAUCUGUGCUGUUUGAGAACUGGGGUGGUUCCACCGGUUCCCAGAAGGCCAAGUAUCGAUCUUUGAUCUUCAACCUGAAGGACCAAAAGAAUCCAGAUUUCCGCAGAAAAGUUCUGCUUGGACAUAUCAAGGCAGAGAGGCUCGUGGACCUGUCAACAGCGGAAAUGGCAAGUGAUCAGAGGCAAGAGGAGAACCAAAAGCUUGAACAAAAAGCAUUGUUUGAGUGCGAGCGUGGAGGUGCACCAAAAGCCACAACCGAUCAAUUCAAAUGCGGUCGAUGCGGACAGCGCAAGACCACUUACUACCAAAUGCAGACCCGGAGUGCGGAUGAACCUAUGACAACGUAUGUAACAUGUGUAAACUGCAAUAAUCGUUGGAAGUUCUGUUAGGGAUUCUUGUAGGAGCCAUGGACAUUUUAUUGCCGUUUCGACGUCAUAAGAGUCAUAAAACGAGCAGUUUGUACCGUGGUUGUGCGAUUAGGGCAGUUGGACGAAUGGGAACUAGUCGGACGGAUGGAUCCGGUUCAGAAUAUUGUAGCAUAUAUAAUUCUUUCGUUGAUCAUGUUUUCUUCUUCUAGGGUUGGUAGGGCUUAAUUUGUUUGCUUUUUAUUGAAUCGACUCUUUUAUUUCGUUUCACCGAUGAUUAAUAAUUUCAUAUCGCUGUGUUAGUGUGAA
Messenger RNA from Pyrus x bretschneideri (Chinese white pear), 1473 nucleotides. RefSeq names its product transcription elongation factor TFIIS-like. The record is from RefSeq and is a predicted model, not a curated record. Gene Ontology annotation, biological process: DNA-templated transcription; transcription elongation by RNA polymerase II. The transcript has 2 exons. Gene Ontology annotation, cellular component: nucleus. NCBI's taxonomy places the organism in Eukaryota, Viridiplantae, Streptophyta, Magnoliopsida, Rosales, Rosaceae. The coding region runs from base 49 to 1188 and encodes 379 amino acids. Gene Ontology annotation, molecular function: zinc ion binding; nucleic acid binding.